Molecule: messenger RNA, 1302 nt
Organism: Stegastes partitus (bicolor damselfish)
Lineage: Eukaryota; Metazoa; Chordata; Actinopteri; Pomacentridae
Gene: syt2b
Product: synaptotagmin IIb
Exons: 8
Coding region: 1-1302 (433 amino acids)
Biological process (GO): synaptic vesicle endocytosis; calcium ion-regulated exocytosis of neurotransmitter
Cellular component (GO): exocytic vesicle; synaptic vesicle membrane; dense core granule
Molecular function (GO): calcium-dependent phospholipid binding; phosphatidylserine binding; SNARE binding
Source: RefSeq, a predicted model, not a curated record
AUGAAGUUCAACUUGUUCAGAAAGCCGCAGGCCAUGACGGCGGCUGAGCCAACCAGCGCCACCACCAUGACCAUGGCCCCCACACCGGCUGUCAUGUCCACCUCGGCGCCGGAGACCUCUGGCUCCAACAACACAGAGAUCAACAAAAAUGACAUGUUUGAGGAGAUCAAGAGCAAAUUCUUGAAUGAAAUUGAUAAAAUCCCACUGCCGCCGUGGGCUUUGAUUGCCAUCGCUGUGGUGGCAGCAUUGCUCAUCCUCACCUGCUGCUUCUGCAUAAUCAAAAAAUGCUGCUGCAAGAAGAAGAAGAACAAGAAAGGAAAGAAGGGCAAGGACGGCUUCAACAUGAAGAACAUGCAGGGUGGCGAGAAACAACAGGAUGACGAUGAUGAUGAGGGAGAGACCGGACUGACAGAGGAGGAGAAAGAGGAAGAGGAGAAAGAACAAGAGAAACUGGGGAAGCUGCAGUACUCUAUAGAUUAUGAUUUUGAGAAUACAAAGCUCACGAUUGGCAUCCUUCAAGCUGCAGACCUCAUGUCCAUGGACUCAGGUGGAACCUCAGAUCCUUACGUUAAAGUCCUUCUGCUCCCUGAUAAGAAGAAGAAGUAUGACACCAAAGUGCACAAGAAGACACUGAACCCUGUCUUCAAUGAGACAUUUGUCUUUAAGGUGCCCUACGAGGAGCUUGGCGGCAAGACCCUGUGUAUGUCCGUUUAUGACUAUGAUCGAUUUUCCAAACAUGAUGUCAUUGGUGAAGUCAAGCUGCCCAUGAACACCAUCGACCUUGGACGGCCGAUCGAGGAGUGGCGGGAUCUGGAGAGUGCCGAUCAAGAGGAGCCUGAGAAACUUGGAGACAUCUGCAUCUCCCUACGUUACGUCCCCACUGCUGGAAAACUAACCGUCUGCAUCCUGGAGGCAAAGAACCUGAAGAAGAUGGAUGCCUGCGGCUUAUCUGAUCCUUAUGUGAAGAUCCAGCUGCUGCAGGGGGGUAAGCGUCUGAAGAAAAAGAAGACUACAGUGAAGAAGAACACCCUGAAUCCAUAUUACAAUGAAUCCUUUAGCUUUGAAAUCCCAUUGGAACAGAUGCAGAAAAUCCUGGUGGCAGUUACAGUGUUUGAUUAUGACAAGAUAGGUAAGAACGACGCCAUCGGAAAGAUCUUUGUGGGCAGCAAGGCUACCGGCUUAGGUCUGAAGCACUGGUCUGACAUGCUGGCUAAUCCACGCCGCCCCAUUGCCCAGUGGCACGCCUUGCAGCCAGAGGAGGAUAUUGAUGGUCAGCUGGCAUCCCUAAAUGCCAAGAAGUAA